AUGGAACGUCUGGAAGGCCAUAAGCAUACCCACAUCCCCUUCCAUGCUGGAGAAUUCCAGCACGACAGCCGUUACCAGGAGCAUCGAAGUCCUCAGUGGAACAUAUCGAACGAAUCCUCGCCCUCCAUCGCACAGCGCCGUGUUGCUCCAAAUACAUCAGAUGGGGCCCACGACAGCCUGGUGGGCAAUGAUGAUGAUAUUGUCUUCAUCAGCCACUCCGACACCGUCUCGCCGCCUCCGUCCGAAGGCGCGGGAUCUAACGGCACCGUUAUGAACCGGAAGCCGACCAGCAUCGCCCCACCGCCGAUGUUGCCCGGAAGCGCAUUCACGCUGACUUCGAGCAACAUAACUAUCCACAAUCUGGAAAGCCAGCCAUCUGGGGCACGCACCAUCUACGAGUGGAUGCAUGGUCGCCGGUGUCCCGGUGAUUUCGACGUCAAGGAUAUCUCUUCCAAAGCGAGCAUCAAGGUCCGCUGUCCCUCUCGCGUCAGUCACUCGACUGCAACCCAUGAUGACAACUACGGCAUGGUGAACCACGAGUCCGAGUCUUUCGUCACGGGCGCUGGCGACUGGGCUGCUGAGACUUCUCUGCCGGCCGAUUUUCGCGAACUCGACUUGUAA
Colletotrichum karsti is the source of this 621-nucleotide messenger RNA. RefSeq lists its product as uncharacterized. Bases 1 to 621 code for a protein of 206 amino acids. The transcript has a single exon. The record is from RefSeq and is a predicted model, not a curated record. Lineage: Eukaryota; Fungi; Ascomycota; Sordariomycetes; Glomerellales; Glomerellaceae.